This is a messenger RNA of Amborella trichopoda, 1077 nucleotides long. RefSeq names its product Mitochondrial glycoprotein family protein. Lineage: Eukaryota; Viridiplantae; Streptophyta; Magnoliopsida; Amborellales; Amborellaceae. The record is from RefSeq and is a predicted model, not a curated record. Gene Ontology annotation, cellular component: mitochondrial matrix.
AAAGGAGUUAAAGACUGAGGCAGCUGCCAAUGUGCCGUUUUGAGGGCUUUCGUACUGAAAAUAUAAAAAUAGGGUUUAUAGGGUGGAGGACCCGGAGCGCAAGAAGCAAUGGCAAAGUUGGCGAGGGCGGUCAUGGCCGCUGCUUCCAGAGCUGCUUCCUCCCUUAACAUCAACAACCAUUAUCUCCUUCAGCUCCUCCAAUCCGAGAUUGAAUAUGAGCUUUCCAAACAUCCAUCUCAGGCCCCAGGUGGUUUAUUUGGGGAUUUUGUGGUGGAAUGGGAUGACCCCAAAUCAGAGGAUCUGUUGUUGAGGAGGAGGAAUGGCUCAGAAGAGGAUGUUGCAGUUUCUUCUUUGUUGGGUCCUGAAGGUUGUCGUGGUGAUGGGACAUUGUUGGACAUGAAGGCUUCGAUGAAAGUAUGCAUAGCAAAGCCCAGCUUGAGUAGUGUUUUGCAGUUUGAUUGCAGUAUUUAUGGAGAAGGUGAUGAUAGCUCCGACUUCUCCAUAAACAACGUGCAUUACCUUCCUUCUGUCACACAUAUGAGAGCAGAAGAUUACAAAGGUCCCUCUUUCAGCACCUUGGACCCCCAGCUACAGGAAGCAUUCAAAGAAUACUUGACAGCUAGAGGGAUUGAUGUGGAGUUUACAAAUUUCCUUUUACUGCAGUUGCGUAACAAGGAGCAAAGUCAGUAUGUGAAUUGGCUGCAAAGAAUCGAAUCCAUUCUUAAGAAUAAUACAGAAAGUUAGAAAACAAUCCCAUAGAGGGUCCGACUUUUUUCCUUGGCUGAGACUACUCCUUUGGGAUGGUUGUUAUAGUUCAGUGCUCUUUUUGCAAUUGGAUGACAUUUCAAAUGCAGUUGGGCAAGUGAGGAAGAUUACUGCAGUUUUCUCAAAUCUUUUAUUUCUUCAUCAGAAUGCUCAAAAGUAGGAAAUAUAGGUUUUCUUUUCUUCACCAACUGGAUUAAUCUUUUGGAAUAAAAAUACGGAAACAAGCUUGAAUGGUGGCAACCGUUGUGCUUCUUUAUCAUUGAUACCAACAAGCUGGAAGUUAAUGAAAUGAUUUAAGUUUCCAUUGGUUAA